Messenger RNA from Ambispora gerdemannii, 236 nucleotides. NCBI's taxonomy places the organism in Eukaryota, Fungi, Glomeromycota, Glomeromycetes, Archaeosporales, Ambisporaceae. The record is from the annotation of a GenBank genome assembly.
UAGGUACUGAUAAUGGAGGUCUAUCUUCUAAUAGUAUUUUUCAUAAUACACCAUUAAGUUCAAACUAUUGGGGAAUACCACCACAUGCCGAUCUCGCACAAUGGACUUCUUUUAUGGAGGCACAACAAAGUAAUCAUUUUUCUGGUCAUGCAUCAACAACUACUUCUGGUGAUAGUAGUCAUCAUGGAGUUCAAAUUUCACAACCCAAUCUUGACACCGUGCCCUCACAACCAUAA